CAAGACCGCUUUAUUAGUUAUGAUUUGAGAAAUUUUGCGUAAAAUAACUGCAUUAAAUUAAUAUCUACAUCUGGUUAAAGUUUAGGAAGUUUAUAUUUAUAUUCUGCGUUGUGUUUCUGCAUAUAUACCAAUAUGGGCUUAAGUGAAGUAGAAGUCAAAAAGCAGAUUGAUCACAUGAUCGCAUUCAUCGACCAAGAAGCAGAUGAAAAAGUUGAUGAAAUUAUGGCAAAGGCUGACGAAGAAUUUGAAAUUGAAAAAAGUCGUCUUGUACAACAACAACGACAGAAGAUAAUGACGUAUUAUGAGAGAAAACAAAAACAAUUGGAGCAGCAGAAGAAAGUGCAACAAUCACAACUAGUAAAUGCUGCAAGACUAAAAAUCCUCAAAUAUAGAGAAGACCAUAUUCAGAAUAUUCUAAGUGAAGCAAAGGACCAACUUAGUGACCUUAAACGAAACCAAUCUCAAUACAAUUCACUUCUGCUUGGAUUAAUAAGCCAAGGUCUCUUUCAACUACUGGAGGACAAAGUUAUCGUUCAAUGUUUAAAGGAAGAUGUGCAGACAGUUAAGGCAUUGAUUCCCGAUGUGGUCGAUGCGUUUAAAAAGUCGACAAACCGCGUCGCGGUCGUGGAGGUCAACGAAAGUUCAUUCCUAACCCCGGACACAUGUGGUGGGGUGAUUAUGACGAGCGCUAACGGGGCUAUUAGGGUUAGGAACACAUUAGAUGCGAGGUUGGAUCUUAUUGGUAGACAGAUGCUUCCAGAAAUUCGGGAAGUUUUAUUCGGGAAAAACAUGAAUCGUAAAUUCCUCGACUGAGGUUCACCACACAACUAAUAUUAUUACCAUGAUUAUCAUUAAGAGGGGAAUCUAAUUUGAACACAUAUGUUGUAUCUAUGUUGUGGUAGUUUCCGUGCAAUAUGCAAGCGUUUUCAAUAAAUGUUAAAGUAUUGUUUCAAAA
This is a messenger RNA of Ciona intestinalis (vase tunicate), 955 nucleotides long. NCBI's taxonomy places the organism in Eukaryota, Metazoa, Chordata, Ascidiacea, Phlebobranchia, Cionidae. The record is from RefSeq and is a predicted model, not a curated record.